Messenger RNA from Closterium sp. NIES-65, 1935 nucleotides. NCBI's taxonomy places the organism in Eukaryota, Viridiplantae, Streptophyta, Zygnematophyceae, Desmidiales, Closteriaceae. The record is from the annotation of a GenBank genome assembly.
AUGAACUCUCGAAUUUCAAUUUUUGAAAGCUACACAUGUUCCUACCGCAUUCAACCCCAGCUUAUCUCUCUCACUUCCAACCCAUCAGUCCCCACCAGCAAAGCUGCUCACGACUAUAGAAGCUGUGCGCAGCACAUCGUCACCUGGAAGGGCAUGCGUCGCCGCGAGGUGCGCCUCUGCAAUGCUGCUCCAUCAACGGCCCGUAACGAAAUCCGCGCUCUUUACGAGAAGAAGCAUUCCUCUCGCGACUUCAAGCGGCGGGCGGAGGAGUUCGCCCUGGAGGCUGUUUCUGGACGCGCGAAACAAGGCCGCAUCAGCGACACCUACGGCGACGCGGCUGCUUGCGCGAAGACCGACGCGGACGACGCCAUCUGCCUAAUGUGGGCCGGCCUGCGCCUCCCGGAGCACCACGCGGACCACGUUUUGUGGCGGAAUGCUGUCCGUUGCAUCAACAACGCGCCAAAAGGUUACGUGCCCCCUCGUCGCCGCUACGUCGGAGGUGCGGGAUUGCAGAAGACCCGGAAGAUGAUUGAGCAAGGCCUUUCCCCGAUGGUCGCCAGCUGGAAGCGUGACGGUGUCACGCUCUCGUCCGACAUCAUGCCCGACAAGAAUGGCCGCCCCCAGGGCAACGUCUUGCUCAUCAACGACUACGUCGGCCCCGAGCACGUGGUGUCUCUCUGCGUGGACGGCGGGAGCAAUUACGCGAGCGCCUUCAAGGAGUUGGCGCUUGAGUGGUCACACAUUGAGUUCGUCCCGUGCGCGACGCACGUCAUGGACUUGCUCAUGGAGGAUGUUGGGCGGAUGGAUUGGGCAAAGAACGUCGUGGAGAGGGCCAACGAGAUCAUCACCUUUGUGCGCAACCAUCACUUCACCCGCAGGUACCUGAGGAGCCCGCAAGUGCAAGGGGGAAAAGGGAAGCAAGUGCUGAAGCCGGCGGGCACAAGGUUUGGCACGCAAUUUACCGCUGUUUCUCGGCUUUGUGAGGUGCGGGUCUCUCUCGUGCAGAUGGUGCUGAGCAAGGAAUGGGAGGAGUUUGCGAAAACAAGGAAAGAAGGCGCCGAAACCUUCAAGUCCAAGAUCAUGGAUGACCCGUGGUGGAAGAAGGCUUCUUACUUCAGCGACUUGAUGAAGCUGCCAUUCGUCGUGAUGCGCGCCACCGUCUCAACCAAAAAAGGCAUGAUGGGGCGCAUCUACGACACGAUGCUUCAACUCACUCAAGAUGUGAACACUAAGGUUGAAGAGGGGGGGGAGGUCCUGACCCGGGCUGACAAGGCGGAGAUUACCAAGAUGGUGGGCACCCGCUGGGAUGGGAGCAUGGCAUGUGCCAUGCAUGUUGAGGGGCGGAUCCUGAACCCCCUCAACCAAGAACAAGGUAUCUUUCGCAAUGACUUGGAGUGCACCCGCAUCUUCAAGCCUUACCUCAACCGCCACUACGACGGCAUCACCAUCACGCGGAAGGAUGGUGAGGAGCGGCGGGCCGCCCAUGUCCUGCAGGAGGGGCUGGAGGCGUUCAUGACGCUUCAGGGAAGUUUCGGCCUCCCUGAGGCGAUUUCUGACCGUGAGCUUGUCAAGGCAGGGAAGAAGACCAUGGUCCAGUGGAGGACCUGGCACGGUACCGACAACCCAGAGCUGACUGCCCUGGCUUGCCGGGUCCUCUCUCAGCCCGUUUCCGCCGCUGCAUGCGAGCGGAAUUGGGCUAUGUGGGACGCUGUCCACACUGCACGGCGCAACAGGUUGGGGUCCGAAAAAUGCCGCGACCUAGUGUUUGUUGCGCACAAUUGGAACAUUGUGCACAACUGGCACAAGGCCGGGGAGGGGAUGGGGGUAUUGGUGGGGAACAUUCCCGAGCCUCCCAUCCCUGAGGGGUACAAGGAAGAUCGGGAGGAGGUGGAGGAGGGGGAGGAUGACGUGAUGGAGGAUGAGUAUGUUGAGUAG